AUGGGUUGUGAUUGUCUGGUGAAAGCGAUUGGCUAUGCUGCCGUUACUCUUGUCCUCUCAAAGAUUGCUUCCCAUGUAUGGCAAAUUCUAUAUCCCUAUGUGAUUGGUGCGAAGAAGGACCUCAGAAAGUUGGCUGGAGCUAAUACGGCUGGUACGUGAAUGUUUUGCUUGUUUUGUACUGUAUGUCGUCUUUAGUCGUAACUGGGGCCACUGAUGGGAUUGGGAAGGCUUAUGCCUUCGAGUUAGCCAAGAAAGGAUUCAAUCUCGUUCUAAUCUCGAGGACUCAAUCCAAACUGGACGAAACUGCCAAGGAAAUCACCGAUAAGCAUUCCGAUGUCAAAGUUGACACUAUUUCCUUCGACUUCUCGGUUGGUGAUGUCAAGAAUUACGAAGAACGGUUGUUCAACCAGCUGGACAAAUACGAAAUUGGAGUUCUCGGUAGUCGUCACGCCUAGAGGCAUACAAUAAUCGAAUUCAUUUUUAGUAAACAAUGUUGGAAUGUCGUAUGAGUACCCAGAAAGACUCCACGACAUCGAUGGUGGCCUUGCUCGAGUUGCUGGCAUAACCAUUAUCAACACUCUUCCCUGCACCCUCCUCUCCGCUUAUGUUCUGAAGAAGAUGGCCGCCAGAAAGAAUGGAGUAGUGAUCAACAUCUCCUCGUCUGCCUCAGCCAAACCUCUUGCCUACUGGGCAAUCUACAGUGCCACAAAGAAGUACGUCAACUGGCUCUCCGAGAUCAUGAGGAAGGAAUACGCGGGUAAGGGAGUCACCAUUCAGACCAUCGCUCCAAUGAUGGUGGCCACCAAGAUGUCCAAAGUCAGAAAGUCUUCUUUCUUUAUACCACAAGUAAGCCAUUACCGAAGAAUAAGUAAUCCUUAGGCUUCCGCUUAUGCUCGUGCUGCCCUUGGAACGGUUGGAUUGGCUGAUGAAACCACUGGUUAUCUGAGCCACCAGCUUCAACACGAUCUUUACUUUAAUGUCCUCCCUGACUGGGUGUUCAACUACAUGGCUAACCAAAACUCCCUCGCAACUAGAGCUCGCGCAUUGAAGAAGAAGGCCCAGAAACAAGAGUAG
This is a messenger RNA of Bursaphelenchus xylophilus (pine wood nematode), 1074 nucleotides long. NCBI's taxonomy places the organism in Eukaryota, Metazoa, Nematoda, Chromadorea, Rhabditida, Aphelenchoididae. The record is from the annotation of a GenBank genome assembly.